AUGAAAUCCUUAUAAGGUGAUAAUCCAAUCACACCCCUAACUGAGAAGUCCAUACUUUUACCUGACAAUAAUAAUCAAGAGUAAUUUUGUCCUCUUAGCCAAUUAAAUAAUUUAAUACACCAAAAAUAAUAAAAUCAAAACAAUUAAUUAAAUCCAACAAUUUUGACACUUAAAAAAAAUCUACAUUAUAAAUUAAAUUCUGAUCAUCAAGACCUAAUCUAGAGGAAGAAGAACCAAUUAAGAAAUGGUUACGAAUAACAAUAACUGCAGCAAUGCCCAUUCAAACCAAGAAUUAGUCAUAAAAGCAUCGAGAUGAAGUCCAAAGAUAUCUCAUAACCACGUUAUUUGUUAGCUAAAAAGGUUUACAUCCAAGAAUGCUCAGAACCACUCUAGACUCAAUAAUACCCCUCAUAGAAAAUCAAGAAGAAAUCAAACAAAGAGAAACACUUUUGGGAUAGAUUUAGUCAGAGUAAACAAAGUGUACCAUAAAAUCCAUAUUAUGUGUCCAAGGUUAUCAUAAUGAAAUAGGGCAAAUUCCAAAUUAUGAAAAUUAUUAUAAAAUUAACUUUCCUGUUUUAAUAACAGUGGAAUAACUCAAUUUAUUCAUGGAAAUUUAAGAGUCUAUAAUCUAGAUCUAUUAAUAUAGAAAUAUGGCAUCUUAAAAGUGAAUCACUUGGUUUAUAGAAAAAGCACACUACUAAAUAAACCUAAAUGUUGGCAACUUAACAUCGAAAAAGAGUGGCUUCUGAAAUUUAACAUUCAUAUGUCACUUUGAAUGAUUACGACUAAAUCUAUAACAAAAAUAAAUAAAAAUUGAUUGAUCAAUAAGAAAGAAUCAACUAAGAGCGAUGCACCUUUAAUCUUAAAAUCAACGAGGCUCAAGUGAAAUCAAAAUAUCUCUAAUCCAAGCCACAGAAGGUAAAUAAUGAAGUAAAUCAAUCCUAAAUUAAUAUAACUUAAUUUACUCAGAACAAAAUUAAAACUAGGCCGGCUCUAGUUGAGAUGAAACCUGCAAAUAGCAAUGUAGCUAUUGAAAGGAUGAUUAAAGGAAGAGUUCAAAGAUAAUUAAGCUAGGCAAUAAUUAAGUAAAGAACUUGUAAUUCCAAAAAGAGACAACACUUAGAAGAAUAAAUUUAUGAAUAAGAGAUGAGGCAUAAAUAGCCGUUGAUGUUUAUAGAUGUCAUUGUGGACAAUUACAAGAAGGAGAGGAUUGCUGUAAAUUAAAAUGAUACUGCUUCUAAAUUGGCUACUUACAUCAUUAACAAAAAUAAGAUAGACAAGAGUCUUUAAGAGAACCUAAUCAAAUUAAUCUAGCAGCAGUUACUGAAUCAUUGA
This is a messenger RNA of Paramecium tetraurelia, 1335 nucleotides long. RefSeq lists its product as uncharacterized. The record is from RefSeq and is a predicted model, not a curated record. The transcript has 2 exons. Lineage: Eukaryota; Ciliophora; Oligohymenophorea; Peniculida; Parameciidae.